AGAAGAGGGAGGGCGGGGGAGGGAGAGGCGACCCGGGAGUCGUUGUGGGCCGCGGGCCGGACCGGGUCCCGGGGACGGUGGGAACCCGGGCUGGGCGGAAGGGCUCGGCGGGCCGUUGGCGGGCCGCUGCGGCGGCCCGGUCCCCUCCCUUGCCGGACUUGCGCGCCCCGGCGUCCGGAGCCUCCGGCGCUGUGCCCACCCCGCUCCAGCUCGCGUCUCCCGACUCCAAUUAGGUCAGGCUCGGAGUCCCGCGGCCGCGGCUCCGGCCCCCAACGCGCGGCGGCCACUCGGGCUCGCCUUUCUUUCUUCCCUCGCCUUCCUCUUCUCUUCCCUCACCCUCCCCCAUCCCUUUCACGUUGCUGGGGUUUUGUGUGUUGUUUUUCAUUUUUUUUUUUUUAUAAAUUUUAUGCUUUAGGGGUUUUGUUUCUCCGCCCGACCUCAUGGGUGUACAUUAUCAUGCUCCUCUUUUGUAGAGCAUCCCGACGGCCAUGGAGGCCGAAGAGACGAUGGAAUGCCUUCAGGAGUUCCCUGAACAUCAUAAAAUGAUCCUGGACCGAUUGAAUGAACAGCGAGAGCAGGACCGCUUUACUGACAUCACCCUGAUUGUCGACGGACACCAUUUUAAGGCUCACAAGGCUGUUUUGGCUGCUUGCAGUAAGUUCUUCUACAAAUUCUUUCAGGAGUUUACUCAGGAACCUUUGGUGGAGAUAGAAGGUGUUAGUAAAAUGGCCUUUCGUCAUUUAAUUGAGUUCACUUAUACAGCAAAAUUAAUGAUACAAGGAGAAGAGGAAGCCAAUGAUGUGUGGAAAGCAGCAGAGUUUCUACAAAUGCUGGAAGCUAUCAAAGCCCUUGAAGUCAGAAACAAAGAAAAUUCAGCUCCAUUAGAGGAGAAUACCACAGGAAAAAGUGAGGCCAAAAAAAGGAAGAUUGCAGAAACUUCAAAUGUUAUCACUGAGUCAUUGCCGUCUGCAGAAUCAGAACCUGUUGAAAUCGAGGUGGAGAUUGCCGAGGGCACGAUCGAGGUGGAAGAUGAAGGCAUCGAAACGUUAGAGGAAGUGGCUUCUGCUAAGCAGUCCAUAAAAUACAUACAGAGCACAGCUUCCUCUGAUGAUUCCGCUCUAGCACUGUUGGCAGACAUUACCAGCAAGUACCGUCAAGGUGAUAGGAAAGGACAGAUUAAAGAAGACGGCUGUGCAUCUGACCCCAUAAGCAAACAGGUAGAAGGUAUUGAAAUUGUGGAACUUCAGCUGUCACAUGUGAAGGACUUAUUCCAUUGUGAGAAAUGUAACCGUUCAUUUAAAUUGUUUUACCAUUUUAAGGAACACAUGAAAUCACACUCCACUGAGAGUUUCAAGUGUGAAAUAUGCAAUAAAAGGUAUCUUCGGGAGAGCGCAUGGAAACAGCACCUAAAUUGUUACCACCUUGAAGAAGGUGGAGUCAGUAAGAAGCAAAGAACUGGGAAAAAAAUUCACAUUUGUCAGUACUGUGAGAAACAGUUUGACCACUUUGGACAUUUUAAAGAGCAUCUUCGAAAACAUACAGGGGAAAAACCUUUUGAAUGUCCAAAUUGUCAUGAACGAUUUGCUAGAAAUAGCACCCUCAAAUGUCACCUCACUGCCUGCCAAACUGGAGUGGGGGCAAAAAAGGGAAGAAAGAAGCUUUAUGAGUGCCAGGUCUGUAACAGUGUAUUUAACAGCUGGGACCAGUUCAAAGAUCAUUUGGUAAUACACACUGGAGAUAAACCCAACCAUUGUACUUUAUGUGACUUGUGGUUCAUGCAAGGAAAUGAGUUAAGGAGACAUCUCAGUGAUGCUCACAAUAUUUCAGAGCGUCUAGUAACUGAAGAAGUCCUUUCCGUGGAAACACGCGUGCAAACUGAACCUGUGACAUCAAUGACUAUUAUAGAACAAGUUGGGAAGGUGCAUGUGCUGCCAUUGCUUCAGGUCCAGGUGGAUUCAGCACAAGUGACUGUGGAACAAGUCCAUCCAGAUUUGCUCCAGGAUGGCCAAGUGCACGAUUCACAUAUCAGUGAGCUUCCGGAGCAGGUCCAAGUGAGUUAUCUAGAAGUAGGCCGGAUUCAGACUGAAGAAGGUACUGAAGUACACGUGGAGGAGCUGCAUGUUGAACGGGUAAAUCAGAUGCCAAUGGAAGUACAAACUGAACUUCUGGAAGCAGACUUGGAUCACGUAGCCCCUGAAAUCAUGAACCAAGAGAGCGAGCCUAGCCACCCAGAUACUGCCGAGGCUGCCAGGGAUCACGAAGAUGCUGAGAGUUUAGAGACCAAAACAGCAGUGGAUUCCCAAGCCGAAAACACAGGGAAUGAAGACAGAACAGCUAUGCCAGUUUUAGAAUGAAAUAGCAAAUGAAUAUAUUUUUAAAUUUACAUGUUGGGCUUUUGAACUGAUAUAUGGGCAGUGUGACUGUCCUGAAGCUAACAGACAAGUGGACCAAAGUUAAUCUGUUUCUUGUUGUGCUGAGCUGUUUCUGUCGAAACAGACUGAUUCUGAUUCUUUUUCUCCCACUUAAUGCCACAAAGGGGGGAUCUUUCCCAUAAAUGAAGGGGAGCUUUGAGAAGUAUAUUUCUGGAAACUUAAAUGGGUUAUAUUCUUAUUAUAUAGUUGGGUACGAAUGUAUCUAUUUUCAUUGUGGUAAGGGUUCUCCCUUUUCUCCAGGUCAUGUCCUUCAAGUUUCUCCCAUAUUGUAAAAUCAUUAGAAUACAAGUCUCUGUAUUCUAAUGCAUGUUAGAAAACAAUGUAUAGGAAGCAAGGCUGCAUGAAGAAAAGUGCAUUGUUACUGUGCAGUUAAAUUUUGGCUCUGGCUUUCUUUACUUUGAACAACAUUCUUGUCUACCCCGCUAGCUACAGAUGCCAUCUCUGCAACAGAAACAGAAUGGUGGUGGCAAAACUUCUGGAAUGUAAAAAAAAUCCACACCCAUGUGCCUUUCAAAACCAACUAAACUUACAUAAAGCAUCUCUGGUUCUUUCAAAGUUUGUGUUGUAAGAAGCAGUGUAGGUGUUGCUGUAGCACUUCAUAUUUUUGCUUAUAAUGACAACCACCAAUUCUUUCUCAUUUAAGUUAGGUUCAGAAAUUGCAUUUAUUGGCAGCUGAAGGGCCAUUUCAAUUGGAAAAUUUGUUUACAUCUGUGGUAAACUUUAUUUUGAUGAAAAGUUGCACUAGUAUUUUACCACCAGAUGAAAAACAGAUGGACAUCCUUUAAAAAUUAAUGUAUUUAAAAUACAGAGAAAAACGUGUAUAUAAUAUAUCAGGCUUUGUUUUGAAUGGAAUCUUUUUUUUUUUUCCCAAUCCUUAAUGUAAAGAUCUUGUGCUAUAACUUUUGAAGCCAUACAAAUAAGAGUGCUAAACUGUGGACUUAAAAGUAGGUGUGUAAAUAUUUUUAAUCAGUAUUACUUGGAAAAUAAAAUAUAACAACCAUAUAAAAAUAAACCAAUAUGCUAUUUUCUUUACCUGUUAAAUACUGGGAGAUAUUUACCUUUUUAAAGUAAACUUUAAAAUUAUG
Molecule: messenger RNA, 3517 nt
Organism: Oryctolagus cuniculus (rabbit)
Lineage: Eukaryota; Metazoa; Chordata; Mammalia; Lagomorpha; Leporidae
Source: RefSeq, a predicted model, not a curated record